Molecule: messenger RNA, 780 nt
Organism: Notothenia coriiceps (black rockcod)
Lineage: Eukaryota; Metazoa; Chordata; Actinopteri; Perciformes; Nototheniidae
Product: malate dehydrogenase, cytoplasmic-like
Exons: 3
Coding region: 16-438 (140 amino acids)
Biological process (GO): malate metabolic process
Molecular function (GO): oxidoreductase activity, acting on the CH-OH group of donors, NAD or NADP as acceptor; malate dehydrogenase activity
Source: RefSeq, a predicted model, not a curated record
UUCUUAGUGUAACGUAUGCCUUCAUUUGACCACAAAAACGUUUUUAUUCUAGAUAUUACAUCUUCAGGUUUUGUAGUUUCUUUCCUAACCUCCUCUCCUCCUCUCCUUCAGACGGUGCAGCUGCGUGGCGCCGCCGUCAUCAAAGCCCGUAAACUGUCCAGCGCCAUGUCCGCCGCCAAGGCCAUCUGCGACCACAUGAGGGACAUCUGGUUCGGCACCAAGGACGGUGAGUUCACCUCCAUGGGUGUGUACGCCGGUGGAAACUCCUACGGCAUCCCAGAGGAUCUCAUCUACUCCUUCCCCAUCGAGAUCAAGAAUAAGACCUGGAAGAUGGUGGGCGGACUCCCCAUCAACGACUUCUCCCGCGCCAAGAUGGACGCCACAGCGGCUGAGCUGGUGGAGGAGAGAGACACCGCGAUGGACUUUCUGUCCCAGUGACUGACUCCCCCUGCUGGCCAACUGCAGCAACUUCACCUAGACCCCCAGAAGAGUUGCUGCUCGAAGCUCUGAAGAAGAAGAAGAAGAAGAAGAAGAAGAAGAAGAAGAAGCUCUCCACUCUUAUUAACCGUCCCAGCUGCCCAGUGUGUGUUUAACAGAGUAUGAGUGUGUGUGUGUCACUUGGCCACUUCUUCUCCAGGUUUUCAGAAUAAACCUAUUUAACAACCACAACCUGGCCGUCUGCACCGAGAGAAUGUCUGUGUUAGUAGAUGAUAACGCACACUAACUGUCCAGAUACUUUAAUGGAUCAUGCUGUCAGAAAUAAAACCACAAAGAAACUGA